CCUGGCUUUAGUUGCGGGAGCAGCGGACAACCUAUGCAACAAAAGCUGCUGCAGAGACGAGCGACUGUCCGACCACUCAGCGGACGAAAACACGGAGCCAGCGGCUGACAUAACCCGACGAGGUACAACUGCAGGGCUUAAGAUUGCAGCCUGAACGAAACUACAACGUCUCAACGACAUUUAUGAAGCUUUCAAGGCCUUUUGACUGAUCAGCCAUUCGAUGGGGAUUUUCAGAGGAGCUCCGCCUACCGUCGCCGCCUUCCCUCCUCCUGCUCCCUCCUCCCCCCGCGACCUCUUGCUCGCCCCCACCCACUCCGUCAUCCAGCCCUCCAUCCAGCCCUCCAUACACAAAAUGACUCUGGAACUCACUGAAUGGUCUUCUAUAUGGAUUUUUACUGCUUGUAAUAGACAGUAAGAAAAAGGAGUGGCAAACGUCGAUGACAAAAAAGCCAUAAACACCCACAACACACACACACACACACACACCUACACACACACACACACCUACACAGACACUUUCAUACCAAAUAAAGCUGUUUUGCAGGCAGUUCCUCACACACCUGAUGUGCACACACAAAAACAAGCAAAGAAGCAAAUGCACAAAGCCGCUCUUGGAAUGUACCGCUCACAUCCUGUGAAAUUCAUCUGCUUCCUUUAUUUUUUGGAGAAUUUCUCCAAGCCUUGAGAAAGCUGAUUUUUAUUUUAUUUUUUCCCAAUUUAAGCAAGGAUUAAAAAUGUGGGGAAUUUGAAUUUGCAGUGUUUUUGGAGGACAACUUUAGAGGACAGUUGAUUGCUAAGUGAUUUUUUUUUUUUGUUUUGUUUUGUUUUUUUUGUUUGUUUUGUUUUGUUAUCUUAAUUUUCUGAAAAUUCUGAUGUGCGAUACAUCUGGAAGUAGCAGAUUAGUUCUGCAUAUAUUUAGUGUCCUUAGCCUUUGUAAUUUUUAGCAGGACCCAGUUUAAGAUACAUUUCAUUACCUCACAGGCUGGGAAACAUCUGUUACAGUUAUUCAACACUCCAUCACUUCUUGAACAUGUCAGUAAUAGAUGUAACAACAAUGUAACCAGCAAGUUACAACCACUGGUUGCAAUUUUUUUCUUGCAAAGAUUGUAAUGAAGUUACUUCUAGGAAGCCACUACUAGUUUUAAAGUAACUACAAGUAACUUGAAAGGAGGAGUUUGUGGAAGUGGAGAAAUAGAAGUAUUAUUGCUUUUGUAUUGUAGUAUUGUUAGAAGGGGUGCGCUUGUUUUCUUGUUGCUUGCAUGCCCUCCAACAUGCCUCCCCAGAACACAGAGGCUGACACCAUGCAGGUCGGAUCUCUGGUGGGUGGGGUUGGCAGCAAAAACUCCACCGCAUCAGGCUUGGAUGAGGAGAAAGGAGUAGCAGGAGGUGAGACGGAUGGAUUGGGAGGUGGAGGCGGAGCGGCAGAAGGAGGCCGAGGAGGAGAGGAAUCUGCUAGUGAAGGAUCGAUUGAAGGAAUUCCUUUGAAGAGAUGGGUGAUGCAUGGGGCUGUGAUGUUCGGUCGGGAGUUCUGCUACGCCAUGGAGACGGCGCUGGUGACUCCUGUGUUGCUGCAAAUAGGUCUUCCAGAGCAGUACUACAGUCUGACAUGGUUCCUCAGUCCAGUUCUUGGCCUCUUGUUCACUCCUCUGAUCGGCUCAGCCAGUGACCGCUGCACUCUGCGAUGGGGCAGGAGGAGACCAUUCAUCCUGGCUCUCUGUAUAGGAACACUGCUUGGAGUGGCUCUGUUUCUGAAUGGAUCACUGAUAGGUCUGUCACUGGGUGAUGAACAAGGGAGACAACCAAUAGGAAUUGUCCUUACUGUGCUGGGUGUGGUGGUGUUGGACUUUUGCGCGGAUGCCACAGAGGGACCAAUAAGAGCAUACUUGUUAGAUGUGGCAGACACAGAGGAACAAGACAUGGCGCUGAAUAUCCACGCCGCCUCUGCAGGUCUCGGCGGUGCAGUUGGCUACGCUCUCGGAGGUUUAGACUGGACCCACACGUUCCUCGGAGCAGCCUUCAAGUCGCAGGAGCAGAUUCUCUUCUUCUUUGCCGCCAUCCUCUUCUCUGUCUCUGUCGUGCUGCAUCUCUUUAGCAUCGAGGAGCAGCAGUACUCGCCGCAACACGACAGGCUCGACCAGGAGAGUCAGGACCCCGCCCACCUGCAAACAUCAGCCAAUGGCAGGAAUGGACUUCUCGCCCCUAAACUGGAAAUGAUUGGUGAGGAUGAUACUGUAGAGAGCUACGACCUCUAUGACCCCUAUGAAGAUGACCAGUCAGAUCAUGGAGAUAUGGACUUCCUAGAGGUGGAGCUUGUGAGAAGUAAAAGUGACAGCGUCCUCGCCAUGGCAGACGCAACUCUUGAUCACCUUGACCACGAUGCACUAUUCUUGUGCCACAUAGAGCCUUCCAUCUUUGCUGAUCACCUCUCGCCCUAUCAUGGCUCACCUUCCACAACCAGUCCCUUCUUUAACCCCAAUCGCAGCACGCCACCCCCCCGAUUUCCCAACAUCAGACGCAGCAGCAGCGCGGGAAGUCAAGACUUGCUCCGCCCCCUCCAAAACAGCAGCCAUCAAACACAUGCUCCCACCCCCAGGAUUUCCCGCCUCUCAGCUUUCUUGCAAGAAAUGGAAAAUGACGAUGGGCAGGAGGCACUGCUGAACAACCAGCUCAAUGAGCAGCGGACGCUAACUAAUACUGACAGACUAAGCACUAACAGGUUGAGCUCUAAAGGACAGGCACAUCGUGCUGGAAUGGUCAAAGCUGCCAGUACUGGAGCUCCUAUGAGACAGACACGUUACCGUCACACCUUUUACCGCCAGCCAUCAUGCACUUUCUCCUACUACGGCCGCGUGGGUAGUCAUCGUUACCGCUACCGCCGGGCCAAUGCUGCUUUUCUCAUCAAGCCGUCCCGCAGCAUGAACGACCUGUACGAAGUGGAGGCCAGACACAGGAGGAGGAACAGACAGAGGAGCAGACACCGCAGCGGGAACACCAACUCCUCCAGCGGGGAUACAGAGAGUGAAGAGGGCGAGGUUGAGACCACCGUGCGGCUGCUGUGGCUCUCCAUGCUGAAGAUGCCCAAGGAGCUAUUACGGCUGUGUGCCUGUCACCUGCUCACGUGGUUCUCCAUCAUCGCAGAGGCUGUCUUCUUCACCGACUUCAUGGGACAAGUCAUCUACCAUGGAGAUCCUAAAGCUCCUUCUAACUCAACCUUAUUGGAUAACUAUCACAAAGGAGUUCAAAUGGGGUGUUGGGGACUGGUUAUAUAUGCCAUGACUGCUGCUACAUGUUCAGCUCUUCUUCAAAAAUAUCUUGACAACUUUGACCUGAGCAUUAGGGUCAUCUACAUCCUGGGUACACUUGGAUUCUCCAUAGGAACUGCUAUCAUGGCAAUCUUCCCUAAUGUGUACGUGUCCAUGGUGAUGAUCAGCAGCAUGGGCAUCAUCUCCAUGAGUAUCUCCUACUGUCCUUAUGCUCUACUGGGUCAAUAUCAUGAAAUGAAAGAGUACAUCCAGCACAGUCCUGGUAACUCUCGCAGAGGCUUUGGCAUCGACUGUGCCAUCCUAUCCUGUCAGGUGUACAUCAGCCAGAUCUUGGUGGCCUCAGCUCUGGGUUCUGUAGUGGAAGCUGUUGGCAGUGUUCGUGUCAUUCCCAUGGUGGCCUCUGGGGGCUCCCUCCUUGGAUUCUUCACUGCCUGUUUCCUGGUCAUUUAUCCGACUCCAAACAACGGAGAUGGGGAAUCAGCCAAAGCUUCGGAGAAACGGGCCUUGACAUCGCUGGAAAAUCCCAAUAGCGCUGAAGGGGCUGUUACCGUAGUGAUCGAGAAACCUAGCUUCCUGAAACUCAACAAGGAGGGGAAGGCCACCAGCACUACAGCUUCCUGUCACACAGAAAAUGAGUCUGCUCUGUGAUUAGCUGGCUGCAUUGACAUACACUUUGCUUUGGAAACAACUUGAGUCAUCAUUGCUGUUGGAAAAGACUUAAAGGUGUGCCUUGAUGUGGAAUUACUUUGGUCCACUCUUGGCAUUUGUUCUGGCUUUAACAGGGUUUUUUUUUUUUUUUUGGAUUCACGUGUCAGAAUAUGCUGAAGAAAACAACACAAUCUGCCGUGGGACCAGUGUUACAUCAGACCAGCUUACCCAACAAACACCAUUCUGGUCCCAGUGCUGUUUCAGCUGUCGACUAAGUUCCUUCCACUUAACCCUUGCAGACAUUUGACCGAUCCAUCAUGGUCGUCCAGGACUGAGUAAUUCAUUGAUUGUGGUUUUAAAGAGAGGUUGUCUCUGUCUCUCAGGGCCUCUAGGAGGUGCUACCGAGCAGCCACCUGGACAGGAAACUUCAGGGGACUCGCAUACAUGCAUUCAAACCUUCACAUUUCCUCAUCUGUGUUCAACACAAUCGAAUGAACGCCUGAAUAAUGAACUCUUUUGAUGAAGAUUAGUCUUUGAAGCUGCAGUCAGUACAAUGCUGAAAAUCGUUCUUCCGCACUGUGGAGUCAGGUUGAUUGAAUUUUUGAAUCGUGAUGUGGAAGCUGAUUUAUGAGAAUGUGUGUAUCUGCUACUUGGGGCCUCCAGCGGAGGCACCAUGCUCACCAAAACAACCCAACAACUCAGUCGGCUUUGUGGGACUUUAUAGCGACAGUAGCUUUAAGACUUUUGGAAGUGGCAUUUUUGAAAUCAUGAGCCCGAAGCCUGGUUCCUGGGGAAUUUAUUGACCGUAAAUUGACGCUUUUGCCCUCUUUCAUAUGGUGGGACUGACAAAAUCUUUAAUUCAGCCGUCAACGCGGGGGAAAGAGGACAAUAAUUCUGAGCAUCUGCUCAUAAAUAUUGAGCAUGAGAAUAAAGUUACCUGUAUAUUGAAUGAUAAAAGAAAAAAAAAAUACAAUUUUUGGGGGUUGAAAUUCUACAAGUGAGAAAGAAAGAGCCUCGAAGCAGUGUGCGCAGUAUAUGGGGCAUUACAAUCAAAUAUUAUUUUUAAGAUUGACUGAGCACCCAGUGUUGUUUCUGUUUGUUUUGACUAAUCGAACUACAUGCUGCAUGUCAGAUGAGAAGUGGAGCGACAAACCAAACACCAGAGAUGAAGAGAGAAAGAAACCGAGUUGUUCUUUCUCUACUUUUUUGCUUAUUUUUUUGUUUGUUUAAAAGAAAAAGAAAAAAAAAAAGGUGCUGUCAGCGCAAAGUUUAAGGCUUGUUGGUUAAGUUUCAGUGGAGGAUUAUGGUCCUGUUGUGAGUCCUUCCACUUUAGAGGGUCAAAAAUAAUCAGGAGAGAGAAGCAGUAUGGACUAGACUUCAGAUUUUUAAAGCAGAUGCUGACACCCUCAUUGUUUAGUAAUUUAAAACAGGCAGUUUUAAGUGCUAUACACAACAAAAAAUAACACCAAGAAUAAUUCAUCAAGCUUCCCAUAGAAAAUCCAGCUUGCCACAUAUUUAAGAUCAUUAUUUCUAGAGCUUAAUAGUUUCACUUAUUUUCACUGAAGUGUUGUGAGAUUUAUUUAACAAAACAGUCACAAGGCUUUGGGAAAAUGGUUAUAUCUGCUGGCGGCAGCCGCAGCGUGACGGCUGAAGAGGAAGUAAAACUACCGAGUUUAGCUUUGCGUAGAGACUCAAAGACCUUGAUAACGAGUGUGCAGCGAUGAAGUUAAAUAAUCUUAAUUCUUCUGAAUGUUUCUUUAGCUGAUGAUGCUGGACAUGUAAAAAGAAAUUUUGAAGGAAAAAAUGAAAGAUUGCAUUGUGGUGUUUGUGUUCUGAUGAAUCAGCCCUUUAGUUGCAAUAAGGACCUUUGGUAAUCAGAGGACUGUGUGGAGUUUGUGCUGGCAGAGCGGGGCUGUUUGUGGUGGUGGAUCUUUUAGGGUGAAAGGCUGUAUGUUUGGGUCAGUUUUCCUUUCAGUUCAAUCGGCUGAAACAAGCCGCAUGAAUGGGAAAAGAAAUGUAAAUUGCAGUGGGAUGAUGACUAACUAGAAAGCACUGUUUUGUUGACGUACAUAAAGCGUUUUGUGCAGAAGGUUCAUUUUAAUUUAGGCAAUUUUAGAAGAGAAUUCAGAUGAUGUGGUGUUUUUUUUUUUGUUUGUUUGUUUGUUGUUUUUUACUCGGGUGCAGAGUUUAACCAUCUUUUUUUAAAAAUACUAAUUCGAUUCCUUCCAUGCUUUCAGGUACAUUCAUUCAUUCAGUCAGAGAGAAGGUUGCUGGGAUCGGAUGUUUUAAAAUGGAUUCUGGAACCAUUAGGGCAAUAAAAUAUUCUGGAUAAAAAUGAAUCCACAACUUCAGUUUAAGGACAAACAUGAAGAUUAAAAAAAAAGAAAACUUUGGGGGUUGGGAGAUUUGCAUGCGACAACAACAAUAUGCAUGUUUGGAACACCAAAGUAUGACUCUGUACAAAAUCACUCGAGCUCUUUUCUUUAUUGUCACAAUAGGUCAGGGAUAUAUUUUCUAAUGCAUGGCUGGAUGUUUGGAUGUUUGUGUCUUUUUGUUCAAGCUUAAAUGUGUUUAAAAAAAACAAAAACAAAAAUACAACACAACAUGUAUUCUUUAAGCUGAAGCAUUGUGCUUGGUCUGGGUCAGUACACUCCUAACAAGUAUGUGAGUUUUAAACAUCCAUUUUAUCACUUCCAGGCUGGAAGGUGUUGAAAUGUGUUACAGGAUGAGACACCCCUUGUUAACAGUGUAGGACGGAAACGCCAGGCCAUGAAUACUUGAAGUGCAACUUGAGUGUUUCUGUUCCAAUGCAGUGAGAAAGUAUUUGAU
Archocentrus centrarchus (flier cichlid) is the source of this 6740-nucleotide messenger RNA. RefSeq names its product solute carrier family 45 member 4a (gene slc45a4a). The transcript is spliced from 16 exons. The coding region runs from base 1260 to 3911 and encodes 883 amino acids. Gene Ontology annotation, molecular function: sucrose:proton symporter activity. Gene Ontology annotation, biological process: transmembrane transport. Gene Ontology annotation, cellular component: membrane. The record is from RefSeq and is a predicted model, not a curated record. Lineage: Eukaryota; Metazoa; Chordata; Actinopteri; Cichliformes; Cichlidae.